GCUAGAAAUUUUACACUUUUUAGUCAAAUUAUACUGGGUAAUUAAUUUUAUGUUAGGAUAUCUGAGGGAUUUUGAUAGGUAGUAGAUGUGGUAUAUGUUUAUGAACUCCAAUUCAGUGCUAAAACAAUUUGAAGUAGGUGAGAGAUUUGGAUAGUUGAGAAUCGGCUAUAAUAAUGAUUUUGAAGAAAAGGUCGAUAUGAUAAAGAUUUUAGUUAUUUAGCUAAAUUUAGAAUAAUUCUCUUAUUUAUAUUUAGAUCACCUUCUUUACCCCAUAUAUCAGAAAGAAAAAUGGCUAGUCAAUGUUCCAAAAUACCUGUACCUUUUCGAACUCUAGCUUAUUGUGAAGGUGUUCAUUAUGGAACGGAACAAGAUUGGAAUUUAGUUUUGGAAUUAUUUAGAAAUGAAAUUGUUCAAGUAGAGAAGGAACGUUUACUUAUAGCGUUGGCGUGUUCUAGAGAUACACUUACAUUAAAAAUGCUUCUUACAAUGGCCAUUGAUCUUAACAAUACAAUUAUCCGUUUACAAGACAGUCCUUCGGUUUUCAAGUAUGUUGGAAGUAGAAUUAUUGGAAAGAAAAUAAUUUUGGAUUUUUUUAUUGAUAAAUGGCCAAUAAUUUAUCAAAAACCAACAACGUAUGUUACGUUCAAUUAUUUCUUCAUCAAUUAUUGGCAAAUCUCAAAGGGUUAUGGACCAAGUAGAGAACUUUCUUAG
Molecule: messenger RNA, 711 nt
Organism: Meloidogyne enterolobii
Lineage: Eukaryota; Metazoa; Nematoda; Chromadorea; Rhabditida; Meloidogynidae
Source: the annotation of a GenBank genome assembly